Molecule: messenger RNA, 1748 nt
Organism: Lycium ferocissimum
Lineage: Eukaryota; Viridiplantae; Streptophyta; Magnoliopsida; Solanales; Solanaceae
Product: 3-ketoacyl-CoA synthase 20-like
Exons: 2
Coding region: 69-1550 (493 amino acids)
Biological process (GO): fatty acid biosynthetic process
Cellular component (GO): membrane
Molecular function (GO): acyltransferase activity, transferring groups other than amino-acyl groups
Source: RefSeq, a predicted model, not a curated record
UUAAAACUCAUCAUACUCCAUCUUUCUUGUUUUACUUAUUUUCUCUUGAUCUCUACUCCAAAAUAGCAAUGGCAGAAAAUGCUCCAAAUGGAGAAGUUCAAUCAUCAAAAUUACCCAAUUUUCUUCUCUCUGUUAGGCUCAAAUAUGUAAAACUUGGAUACCAUUACCUAAUAUCAAAUGCAAUUUAUCUCCUCAUUGUGCCAAUUCUUGUUGCUGUGGGACUUCAUCUUUCAACCCUUACUGUUGAAGACCUCAUGGACAAUCUUGCCAUGUUGAAAUCUUAUUCAACCCUUGUUGUUUUUUUGGCCACUGUAUACUUAAUGAGUCGUCCGCGAAAUGUUUACUUAGUCAAUUUCGCAUGUUACAAGCCACAUGAACGUUACAUGAUAUCAAAAGAACGUUUAGUAGAGAAGUUGACAGACAUUUUCGAUGAAGAUAGUUUGAGCUUUCAGAAGAAAAUCUUGUAUAAGUCGGGUUUAAGUGAUAAGACUUAUAUUCCAGUCGAUAAAUGGAUCCCAUCGAACUUUUCUCUCAAGAGUAACCAACAUCAAGCGAAAUUGGUUAUCAUCGGUGCCAUUGAUGAUCUCUUGGCGAAAACCGGAGUGAAAAUUCGAGAGAUUGGAUUUAUUAUUGUGAAUUCUAGUAUGUUUAAUCCAACACCAUCUCUUUCUGCUAUGGUUGUGAACCAUUAUAAGCUUGGAGUCAAUGUGAUUACAUAUAACCUUGGGGGUAUGGGCUGCAGCGCUGGACUCAUUUCCGUGGACCUGGCUAACAGGCUUUUACAGGGGCAAGCCAACAGCUAUGCACUUAUAGUAAGCACGGAGAUAGUCUCAUCAGCCUUCUAUACAGGGAACGAUAAAUCAAAGCUAAUACCAAAUAUGAUUUUCCGAAUGGGUGCAUCUGCUGUUCUCCUUUCGAACCGUUUCUCCGACCGUUGGCGCUCGAAAUAUCAACUGAUGCACGUCGUCCGCACCCAUAAAGGCGCGGACGACAGAGCAUUCAGUUGUGUGUACCAAGACGAGGAAGAGGAUGGAAAAAAAGGCAUGUCAUUGUCAAAAGACCUAAUGGCUGUAGCUGGUGAGGCCUUAAAAGCUAAUAUCACAACUCUUGGCCCACUAGUCCUCCCAAUGUCCGAGCAGCUCCUCUUUUUCGCCUCGUUAAUCUCGAGGAACGUCUUUAAGAGGAAAAUCAAACCAUACAUCCCGGAUUUCAAGAUGGCUUUCGAGCAUUUUUGCAUUCAUGCCGGGGGGAGAGCCGUGCUGGACGAGCUUCAGAAGAAUCUUGAUCUUCCUGAAGCACUUAUGGAACCUUCAAGAAUGACUCUUUAUAGGUUCGGAAACACUUCAAGCAGCUCGGUGUGGUACAAUUUGGCUUAUUCCGAGGCCAAAGGGAGGAUAAAGAAGGGCGAUAGAGCAUGGCAAAUUGGUUUCGGAUCAGGCUUCAAAUGUAACAGUGCUGUUUGGCGCGCAUUGAAGACUGUCAAUGCAGCCAAAGAAAAGAAUGCGUGGACGGAUGAGAUUGACGAUUUUCCUGUUCAAGUCCCAUGUUGACGCCUUUUACAUAUCUUGUUCAAGUACUAGCUAGAUAAACCGUAUAACAAAACCAGAAUCACUCGUGUAUAGAUUGUGCAACAAUUAUUUGUACGAUCGACGUAUCUAGAGGUCCAAAAUUGAAGUCAGAUGGGGCACCAGUAGGUUGUUCGAAUUUCAAUUUUCAUUACAAGAUUUCAGUUAGAUUGGUGACUUGAA